Orycteropus afer afer is the source of this 2487-nucleotide messenger RNA. Lineage: Eukaryota; Metazoa; Chordata; Mammalia; Tubulidentata; Orycteropodidae. The record is from RefSeq and is a predicted model, not a curated record.
AUGGCGGAGUCCCGAGCCGAGUCAGAACCCCUCCUGGGCCGGGCCAGGGGAGGCAGGGGCCGCGACUGCCCGGUGGCGGCGGUGGCGGCGGCCGCGGUGGACACUUGCCGCAGCGCCCAGACCACAGGUGAGCUGCCCUGGCCGGCGACGAGGGCGGCCCGGAGCGAGGGUCGCUCCGGGACUCCGCGGUCCAGUCACCCCGAAUCGCUGCCGGGACCCUCCGAGGCUGGAGUCGAAGCGGCCGGGCCGCCCCUGGGUCCGGAGGGCCGCCGCUGGGGGCGAGGGAUCCAGCUGAGUUGGCGCGUCGGGUGCCGCCCUCCGAGCCGGGAGGGGUCGCGGCUGCUCCGGGCGGCCCGGGUCACGCGCUGCUCCCGGGGUGUCUGGCGACCCCCGCAGGCGGCACUUUGGCUGACCCAUUUCCUCGGGGCGGAACCCGGGGCGCUCAGAGGGGAGGCAGCUCCCGGAGGUCCAGCAGCCUCGUCCAGCGGUUUUCUCUGGGGCUCCUGCCUGUCCUUCCUGUUUACGGAGAUGGCCCAGUCCCGGCAGGGUGGAGGCCACGGGUCCCUGGACCUCAGGGUCAGCCCCGAGCUGCAAACUCGCACGACCGUCCUCAUCACGGGUCCUGCUGACUCCUCCCGGCAGUCCUCGGGGAGGGGCUACCUGUUUGGGUGGUCCCAGUCCCGGAGCAGCCCCUGGUUGGUGGCCUAUCUCGUGGUGCUGGUGGUGUCCCUGACAGACUGGCUCGUGUCCCUGAGCCUCCUUUGUCGGGAGACUGUGCGGAUCCGCCGGCUCCUCCGCCCCUUCUUCCUGCUGCAGAAUUCCUCCAUGAUGAAGAAGACACUCAAGUGCAUCCGCUCCACGCUGCCGGAGAUGGCCAGCGUGGCGCUGCUGCUGACCCUGCACCUGUGCCUGUUCACUAUGUUCGGGAUGCUGCUGUUCGCCGGUGAGAAGGACGAUGGGCUGAGCAAGGAGAGGCUGACUUACUUCCGCAACCUGCCCGAGGCCCUGACCUCCCUCCUGGUGCUGCUGACCACAGCCAACAGCCCUGACGUGAUGAUGCCAGCGUAUUCCAAGAACCGGGCCUACUGCAUCUUCUUCAUCCUCUUCACCGUAAUAGGCAGCUUGUUCCUGAUGAACCUACUGACGGCCAUCAUCUACAAUCAGUUCCGGGGUUACCUGAUGCUCUCUCUGCAGACGUCACUCUUCCGGAGACGGCUGGGUACCCGGGCUGCAUACGAAGUCCUUGCCUCCCUGGAGGAGGGGACAGAAGGCCGUGGUCGGGCGGCUGGGGUGAAGCCCGAGAUCGUCCUGCAGAUGCUGAAGAAAAUCCACGUGGCCUCGCAGUGCAAACAGGCCAUGGAGCAGAAGGUGCGUUCCUACGGUGAUGGUCUGCUGUCGGCUGACGAGUUCCAGAAGCUCUUCAAUGAGGUGGACAAAAGGGUGAUCAAGGAGCUCCCCCCAAGGCCCGAGUACCGCUCUGCGCUCCUGCGAAGUGCCCAGUUCCUCUUCGGCCACCGCUACUUCGACUACCUGGGCAACUGCAUCGCGCUUGGGAACCUCGUGUCCAUCUGCGUGUUCCUGGUGCUGGACUCAGACAUGGUGCAGGACGACCAUGACGACUUCCUCCUGGGGAUCCUCAACUCCGUCUUCAUCCUGUACUACCAGGUGGAGAUGCUGCUUAAGAUCUUUGCCCUGGGCUUCCAGGGCUAUGUGUCGCGCCUCAGCAACCUGUUUGACGGCUUCCUCACCUUGCUCCUGCUGGUUCUAGAGAUCUCCACGUUGGCUGUGUACCGGAUCCCACACCCCGGCUGGAGGCCGCAGACGGUGGGCCUGAUGUCCCUGUGGGACAUGACACGGCUGGUGAACAUGCUCAUUGUGUUCCGCUUCCUGCGCACCAUCCCCAACAUCCAGAUGAUGGCCGUGGUGGCCAACACUCUCCUGGACCUGGUCAGAAACAUGCGGGCCUUUGCUGGCAUCCUGGUGGUGGUGUACUACAGCUUCGCCAUCAUUGGGAUCAACCUGUUUCGGGGUGUCAUCGUGGCCCCCCCUGGAAACAGCAGCCUGGCUGCUGCCAAUGGCACCGAGUCCUGCGGGAGCUUCGAGCAGCUGGAAUACUGGCCCAACAACUUCGAUGACUUUGCGGCCGCCCUGAUCACCCUGUGGAACGUGAUGGUGGUGAACAACUGGCAGGUGUUCAUGGACGCCUACCGGCGCUACUCGGGCCCGUGGUCCAAGCUCUACUUUGUGUUGUGGUGGCUGGUGUCGUCUGUCAUCUGGGUCAACCUGUUCCUAGCUCUGAUCCUGGAGAACUUCAUCCACAAGUGGGACCGCCGGGACCAGCAGCCCCCGCAGCCCCUCGGGGCCCUGGAGGCCCCCUCCUACCACUCGACUGUGGAGCUCAUGUUCAGGGAUAUCCUGGAGGAACCCACAGAGGAGGACCUGCUCGAGAAGCUGCGACACCACCCACACCUGGAGCUGUGCAGGUGA